Molecule: messenger RNA, 1923 nt
Organism: Durotheca rogersii
Lineage: Eukaryota; Fungi; Ascomycota; Sordariomycetes; Xylariales; Xylariaceae
Exons: 2
Coding region: 379-1839 (486 amino acids)
Source: RefSeq, a predicted model, not a curated record
UUACCCACAGCUCGCUACCAAAGUCUCAACCUAGACAUCUGUCUCUCCUAGGAGCAGCCAGCCGACCCGUCGGUAGAUACCUCUUGGGUAGACUCACGACGAACUAAGGGUGGGAAGCAUUUUUUAUGGGAGUGCAACCGGGCAGCCAACUCGGGAACCCCGGUUGCGAGACCGAUAAUAGAACCCGGGAAAUAUAUAACAGACGGGAUCCCGAAAUCCGGUUCGAUAAAGCACGCACAGAUAGAUCACUUCCCAGAUAUAGAAAUCCCGGAUUGUCACCUCCACCUCCUAACCCCGGAGCCGACAGACGUGACCGGCGACCGGCCCACUCUUUCGGACGAGUCGCCGCCGACAACGGCGAGCCCGAAUUCGUCAGUGAUGAUAAGCAAGAGCAGGGCAGCGCCGUCCUCAGCGGCAGAGCCAGUCCCCGCGGAAGACGGAAAAAUUGACCAAGGGAUAAGCGAAGCUACAACGAUCACAUCCCCCUCAAGGCUCAAAGAGACCAUGAGACAUCCCUUCAGCCGGCGAAGGAGAGUCUCAAAUCACUUGGGUCCCGUCCAACCCCGAGAGACAGGGACCGCAUAUCCCCUAUUUGAAGACCGCCGAAUCUCGCAAUCACAGUCCCGGCGAUCGCCCGAAAAACAUCCCGCAGUACCAGAGCCGAUAUCGGGGGUCGUACAUACGGGACAGGACCGACAAACACACCAUCAACACGUCGCCUCAGGAGAGUACACCGGGCUAGGCCGGAACGGAUCUGCGUCCACACGCAUCACCAUCACUGCUGGAUCCGCUCUAGAUACGCAGAACCAGUCGGGCCUCUUGAGGCAAGCCGAAGCUACAACGUCUCCGACAUCCCUAUACAGGGACGAGCGUUGCGCCGCGUCGGCCCAGACGUCAGUGGAGCGCAUGAUGUGCUCCCCUCUCAACACACCGCGGAGCGGCUCGCCGAAUCCCGCGCCGGACUGGGAACCAGUCGAAAUCGCUACUACAUCACCUCGCCCUACGACGAUGAGGGAGCAGCCGACCCGAAGCUCCACGCCCGCGCCCACGACCCCACUGCUACGUCGUCUCAUCCAAGAGAGCGUCGAGGAGAAGGCAAGAACGGCUGGGAAAGCAGAGGGCAUCAUGAUCGAGAUUCCCCAAUGCCUGGUACCCAAGAGGAUAAGCCACCUAGAGACACGGGUCCGGAAGAUAGUCCGGAAAAUUCACAGCCCAGAUCCUUCUCCAGCGCGGGAAACAUCUCCCCGGAAAGCACGGCAGUGCCUGUCGCGUCAGAAUCGAAGGAUGAGCACGGUAGAAGCGGAAGCACAUGUGGCCGCGCUACGUUCGAGGACGGAAGAGACGGCCGAAGACAAGCCAACCAGCCACGAAGCGAGCUGGUCCAACAACCAGACCCGCCAUCCAGGUGAGCAGGCGGCCUGCGACAAAGACGUUGAGCCAGAUAACGAGCCAUCCCGGCGUAGACAUCUUACGAGAAAGUGUCUCGAUGAAGACGAGGCAAGCACCAGGGCAUAUCCCGAGCUCGAGCACGUCGGCCCGCGCGCGACUCGAGCGCAGCGGCACGGCAGCAUCAGAGGGGACAUCGGGACGCCGAUGGCGGCGGCAGCGGUGACGGAGUUCUGUAAGAUCUCGGUCAUGUUGGUGGGCCUAGCGUGUACGUGGUGGAUGGUGGCGCGGCCGGCGUUCGACCGCCAGAGCUCGCUCCAACGACGGAGACAGACAAAGCAGACCACGUGGAAGGACGUGGGCGUCUUCGCAUCGGUGGGCGCGUUCUACGUCGCCGGCGCGGCGUGCUACUGGUGCGCGACGCAAACGCUUCGGUGGACAGACGCGGAGUAGCGCGAGUGCAAGCGACGCAUGCGAAAUCGGGUAUACCUACGUUUACCGGAGGGAAAGAUGAGGACCGAGCUAAUACUGCCUCGU